Messenger RNA from Acanthopagrus latus (yellowfin seabream), 1470 nucleotides. RefSeq names its product myeloid-associated differentiation marker-like protein 2. The record is from RefSeq and is a predicted model, not a curated record. The transcript has 2 exons. The coding region runs from base 1 to 930 and encodes 309 amino acids. NCBI's taxonomy places the organism in Eukaryota, Metazoa, Chordata, Actinopteri, Spariformes, Sparidae. Gene Ontology annotation, cellular component: membrane.
AUGGAUUCCCAGGGUGGUCCAUACCUCAACAAGAGUGCCCUCUGCUCACCUCUGGGUGCUGCCCGCCUCUGCCAGAUAGCGAUGGGCUGUGCAGUGAUCGCCAUGGUGGCCCACACUGCCGGCUUCAGCGGCUCACACGGUUUCUUCUGUAUGGCGGCGUGGUGCUUCUGCUUCGGCAUGACCGUCGUGGUGUUUUUCCUGGACGCUACUCGUCUCCACAGCUGCCUGCCUGUAUCCUGGGAUAACCUGACGGUCACAUGUGCUGCCUUCGCCACGCUCAUGUAUGUGACAGCCUCUGUGGUCUACCCUCUCUUCUUUGUCCGAGCUGAGUGCCCCUACGCCGGCUGCGAUGUCCGAAAUUUCCGCAUCGCCGUGACCGUCUGCUCCAUCUUGGGGACUCUGGCCUACGGGGCUGAAGUGGCCCUGUGCCGAGCCAGGCCGGGCCAGGCUGUGGUGGGCUACAUGGCCACCGUCUCUGGCCUCCUCAAAGUCGUUCAGGGCUUCGUGGCCUGCAUCAUCUUUGGAGCUCUGGCCAACCGGAGCGAGUAUUAUCGCUACGUCGGCACCAUCUACUGCGUCGUCGUCUAUGCCUUCUGCUUCACUCUGACCGUAGUGGUGGUUGUAAUGACCGUGUGUGGACGGACCAAGGCUGUGCGCUGCAUGUCCUUCGACCGCUUCGUGGUGGUAUGCACCCUCCUGGAGGUUCUGCUCUAUCUGAGCGCAUCGGUAGUGUGGCCGGUGUUCUGCUUUGACACAAAAUAUGGCUCUCCUUGGAGGCCGUCGUCCUGCCCUCAAGGAAACUGUCCAUGGGACAGCAAGGUCGUGGUGGCGGUGUUCUCCCUUGUCAACUUCGCCCUGUACUUGGCUGACCUGAUCUAUUCCCAGAGGAUACGAUUUUCCUCACAUCGGCCCACAAACUCGAGAGCGUAGCACCAUCUGGAAGCUUAUUUUGCAUCACUGGCUUAACAGGUUUAAGUUAUGUAUCUGCCUCACUGUUUUUGUUUUUGAUUUGUGUAUCUAUUUUGUAUUUAAAGACACAUAAAAUAUCGAGGGGUCACUGGUGCUGCUGCUGAGGCUCCCAGACACCCCAAACUACACGUGAAAGCGCUGUGGAAUGUGAACAAGGAAUUUUUUUGCCACCGUGAGCCCUCUGCCACACCCCACUGAGGUGACACCCCAUCUCUUUAACUCGACCCUCCUGCCCUCUGAGAGAUUUGGGAAAAGAGCCAGCCUCACCCAAGCAACCAGGGCCGACUGGUAUGUCCUGCCAAAUCCUCAUAAACCCAGACACUCAUGCUCCUCAUGACCUGCGGCAUAACACCACCCCGUCAUACACACACACACUUACCAGCUGCCUGUAUUUCUGCUCAAAUAAUACAUAAAAGACUCGAAUAUAAAUAGUACAUCUGGCAUUGGCAUCCGUGGCAUCCCUGUCAUCUGCAAACCCCACACCAGAGAUCGACGCACAUU